UUUCCAAUUUCUGAUUACUUUUUCCCAAUCAAUUAAAACUUAAUUUUUGCUGCAUAACACCGUUCGCUUAAACACUCAAAAUAAAUAAAAUUUCCCCCCAUUUUUCCUAGUGUAAUUAUGGCCUUUCAUGUUGCUUGCCCAAUUACCUGCCGGAAAAUAUGUUUCUGCGCGCUGGGAUUUGCUGGGCCGCUGCGGGGCGACAAGGGGAAGGGGGAUUUUUUGCAGGAGGUUGCUAGGGUUGAGCAAUUCCUCAAGGACCCGUGGCUGAUCAAGGCCAGGGAGAAUGCGACCGUUCAGGUUAAAGUCCCCAAAGUUCCUGUUUCUCCCGCGCUGCCGCCUCCGCCGCCUCUAUUGGCGGCGGAUGUGUCGGCGGUGGGGGUCGGCGAGGAGGCGUCGGCGCAGGUGAAGAGGGCUGCGUUGCAGAAACAAGCUGCUGCUGCCUCAUUGGUGGCUGAGGAUUAUGCUAGGAGGUUUGAGUCUGGUGAUUUGGAGGCUUCAGCUGGGGAUGCUGCUGGAGAAGAGCAAGGCCUAUCAACCACCAAAGUGAUGUGCCGAAUAUGCUUUUCUGGUGAAAAUGACCGAAGUGAAAGGGCAAGGAAGAUGCUCUCUUGCAAUAGUUGUGGCAAGAAGUAUCACCGAAGCUGUCUUAAAGCUUGGUCCCAGAACAGAGAUCUUUUCCACUGGAGUUCUUGGACUUGCCCUUCUUGCCGUUUAUGUGAGGUGUGUCGGAGAACUGGAGAUCCAAAUAAGUUCAUGUUCUGUAAAAGGUGUGAUGGUGCAUACCAUUGUUACUGUCAGCAACCACCACAUAAGAAUGUUAGCCAUGGACCUUAUCUGUGUCCCAAGCACACCAAAUGCCAUAGCUGUGAUUCUACAGUACCUGGAAAUGGCUUAAGCGUAAGGUGGCUGUUGGGCUAUACAUGUUGUGAUGCUUGCGGAAGAUUGUUUGGCAAAGGGAAUUACUGCCCAGUCUGUCUGAAGGUGUAUAGAGACUCUGAAUCAACUCCUAUGGUGUGUUGUGAUAUCUGUCAACGUUGGGUGCAUUGUCCUUGUGAUGGAAUCAGUGAUGCAAAAUACAUGCAAUUUCAAGUUGAUGGAAAUCUCCAAUAUGUUUGCCCAACAUGCCGUGGAGAAUGCCCCCUGGUUACAAAUCUUGAGGAGGCUGUUCAGGAGCUCUGGAAGCGAAGAGAUGAGGCUGAUAAGGAUUUGAUAGCAAGCUUGAGGGCAGCUGCUGGUUUGCCAACUCAAGAAGAAAUAUUUGACAUUUCACCCUUUUCUGAUGAUGAAGAGAGCGGUCCUAUAUCAGUAAAGAAUGAACAUGGCCGUUCGUUGAAGUUUUCUUUUAAAGGGUUAGGUAAUAAAUCACCAAGAAAGAGCAAAGAGCAUGGCAAAAAAUCUUCACAUAAGAAGUAUGGCAAGAAAAGGGGGAAGGAAACAUCUUUGAUUGGUGGAGUUGAUACAAAUCGGAGUUUAGAUGGGUAUGCCAAUGAUCCAUCUGGACAGAACACCGUCAGUAAUAAAAAUGAUGAAAUGCACCUUUCCCAUGAACCUGCUUCUGCUUUCUAUCCUGUUGCUGGAAGCUUGAUGGAAGACACAUGUAUGGUAAAUGAAGCAGCAGCCUCGAAACACAAGUAUAUUGAUGAGGUUUCAGCAACCAAUGUAACAAAGGCAUCUAGAACUAUCAGAAUAAAGAGUAAUAAAUCUCGUGCCGUCACUAAUGGGGAGGAAAUAGGAAGUAACAGUGGGGCACCCAAGAAUGCUCAGGGGCCGAAGCUUGUUAUACAUUUGGGAGGCCGAAGUAAAAAUACUAGUCCCCUGAUUGUGCAAGGCAAGGCUGCAUCAAAAGGAACUGAAGAUACAGGACAACUGAAACAACAUCAAGAACACAUCGAUAGACCCAAUUCUGCAGUUAAAGUUGGGGAGCAAAAAGGGGAGGUGAAAGGUAUUAAGCUGCAUGUUAAAGAAGGCCCAUUGAUAAAGCUCAAGAAUGCUUCUAAUUUAGGUUUGUCUAACUCUAACAUUACCUCGAAACAUACCGGAGGAGGAUUCAGCGAUGGCCAUGAAUCGGUUUCUCCUAGGAAUACGUACUCAGUGCUUGGCAAAAGAAGUGCCGAAGAAAGUGCAUCUGCAAGGAGUGGCUCCGAAGCCCCUGCGAGCCGAAGGAUCAAGUACUCGUCAAAAGGGCAUGGUGAUGAUGCGUCUGUUUCUGGUGACUAUAUUGAUGACAGCAGUGCUCCAACAAAGGAGCGGAAGCCUUACUUGAAGUUUAAAAUUCCCAAGAAUUCUAACAAUGGAAAUCAAACCGUAUCCAGUAAUUUGACCAUCGGAAAUCAGGAUUCGUUGCCUCCUUCUGGGAAGGAUGAGAUCACUUACACAAGGGGCCAGAGGUCGAAACGAAGGAGACCAGCACCGGGUGAUGAAGAUUCCUCCCAAUGGCGUGAAGACAGUACCGUAAAGGACUUCACAGAUGCCAAUUGGAUACUGCAGAAAUUGGGGAAAGAUGCUGCCGGGAAAAGAGUAGAAGUUCAUCAGCCUUCGAGCAACUCCUGGCAUAGGGGUACAGUGGUGGAAGUUUUCGAGGGAACGCCUGUUGUUUCUAUCGCACUUGAUGAUGGGAAGUCCAAGUGUUUCGAGCUUGGGAAGCAGGGGAUUCGUUUCAUUUCUCAGAAGCAAAAGCAUUGAGUUAGAUCUUUUAUUUUCUUGUUUGGGAGUAGACGACAGGGCGUUCUUAAAAAAUGGGGAAAGAUUUACUGUAACAAUGGAGGAAUAUUGUCCAGUUUCUGCUGCUCUGUAUAAGUCAGUCUGUCUGUAAUGUUUUUAAUGUAAAUGCUUAGAAACUGUUUUGUAUCUAUAGCUUUGCUCCCUUCCCCUCCCUCCCUAGACCUAGACAAACCAUUCAUAAUUGUAAGAAAUCUUUGUACCUUUGUAUCACUUGCUCUAUUCAUUUUAAAUUCCAAUUUAAUUGAGAAUGCUCAAUA
Messenger RNA from Salvia splendens (bonfire salvia), 2978 nucleotides. RefSeq lists its product as uncharacterized. The coding region runs from base 118 to 2682 and encodes 854 amino acids. The transcript is spliced from 13 exons. NCBI's taxonomy places the organism in Eukaryota, Viridiplantae, Streptophyta, Magnoliopsida, Lamiales, Lamiaceae. The record is from RefSeq and is a predicted model, not a curated record.